CACUCUUAGUAACCCAGCGUUGUGUUAACUUGUGUGUGUGUUAAAUUUAUGCCGAAGAGGAAUUUUGAAACUAAAAAAUUAAUAAGCAGUAUCAUAUAUCGUGAUUUAGAGAAAAACAAAAGUGUAACGGAACAUUAUAAGGUAGAAAUUUCAGCGGCAGCACUUCACAGUAUGAUUAUUCGAAUUACGGGUGCCAGGCGGCUAGUUACUGAUGUUGCUUAAAGAUCUAGAACACAACCAGCACGAGCAGGCAAUGAAAUUUCUCUCCGCCUGCGAAUAUGAGGAAGCGGCUCCUUGGAGGGUCUUCUUGCUUGUAGCAAUGCUGAUGCGUGUAACAGUUGUUGCCAACAAUACCUUCAGAUUUCCCCAGAAUUUCUCCUUUUCUGCUGCAACUUCCUCUUACCAAGUGGAAGGAGGAUGGAAUGAAGACGGGAAAGGUGUUAAUAUAUGGGACUCAGAAACACACAAACAUCCGGAACUCAUAUCCGACUUCUCGAACGGUGAUGUGGCCGCAGAUUCUUACCACAAGUACACCGAAGACAUCAAACUGCUCAAGGAUCUUGGGGUUCAGUUCUACAGAUUUUCCAUAUCCUGGCCACGGAUCCUCCCAAACGGACACGUGACACUUGUGAAUCAGGCUGGUAUUCACUACUACAACAACAUAAUCAAUGGGCUACUAGCAUAUGGAAUUCAGCCCAUGGUUACUAUGUACCACUGGGAUUUACCGCAAGCACUACAGAACCUCGGUGGAUGGACCAAUAUAUACAUGGUCGAAUGCUUCGAGGAUUACGCAAGACUUCUAUAUAAACUUUUCGGUGACAGAGUGCGAUGGUGGAUUACAAUAAACGAGCCUCUCAUAAUAUCCCAGGGAUAUGCUGGAGAAAAAGGACGAGCGCCAAACAUCAAUGCGCCUGGGACUGGCGACUAUCUGACGAUUAAGACUAUGGUUCUUGCUCACGCAAGAGCCUAUCGUGUCUAUCUUCGAGAGUUCAAAGAUACGCAGAAAGGUAAGGUUGGUAUCGCGCUUAACAUCAAUUGGUACGAAGCUUACGCCAACAACAGUGAGGACAUUUCAGCGGCCGAAAGAACCAUACAAUACGAGCUAGGACUGUACGCUAAUCCUAUCUUCAGCACUACCGGAGACUACCCACCGGACUUGAAAGAGAGGAUUGCCCAAAAUAGCAAAGCUGAGGGCUUCCGCAGAUCCCGUCUGCCGAGUUUCACCCAACAAGAGAUCAGUUAUAUCAGAGGUACGUGGGACUUCUUCGGUCUAAACCACUACACAACUGUGUGGGCUCUGGCUGCUCUAAGGGAACCAGUUGAUUUGCGAAUGAAAGAUUUUGGUGCUGAAAGAAUCCAAGAUCCAAGCUGCCCAAGAGGCAGUUCCAAAUGGCUCAUGACUGUUCCAUGGGGCUUCCGAAAAAUUUUGCGUUGGAUAAAACAAAAAUAUAAUAAUCCUCCGGUCUUCGUCACAGAAUGUGGUUACUCCGACGAUGGUCGUCUUCAGGAUGAGGAACGAGUCAAAUAUUAUGUCGAGUAUCUUCGUGAGAUGCUGAAGGCGAUGUAUUAUGACGGAUGUAAUGUGAUUGGCUUUACUGCCUGGACUUUGCUUGACAGCUUUGAAUGGAGAGGCGGCUAUAGGGAGAGGUUUGGGCUCUUCUAUGUUAACUUCAGUGACCCUACCAGACCACGGAUUGCCAAGGAGUCCGCAAGAGUGUACAAAGAGAUCGUCCGCACAUGGCAAGUUCCGACCCGCUACCCGCAGUACAGCUAUGACACUCAAGAAUGUAGUCCCACAAUUCCAUUGUGACAACGGCAAAUCUUAAUUCCUCAUAGUCGAUAUUCAAGAAAUUGUGCACAAUUACGGAUGGAUCCGAAAAAUAAUUUCUCUAUUUAUCUAUCCUUCCAUCCAUGGCUCUACAGCCCUUUUAUUCGACCUUGGCCUCUUUUUUAGUCUCUUAAUCCAUACACAGUCGGUAGGACUCCUAGGAUGGUGGAUCAGUCUGUUGCAAGGCCGUUACUUCCACACAGGAGGGCACAGAAAUACAGACUAAACGCACACAGACAUCCAUGCAUCGAAUGGGAUUCAAGCCCAUGAUCCCUGUUUCUGAGCGGGCGAAGACGGUUCUUGCCUUAGACCGCUCGGCAACUGUGAUCAGCAAACUAAUUGGCAGGCAUGCACCAAAAGCAUCAACAAUUCCAGAAUCUGAAAAAUAUUAGGAUGAGCAUGAGAUGUACGGGAUGUGUAGCAUGCAUUUAAUGUAAGACAAAAGUGUAUAACAUAUUAAUCCUGAAAACAUUAAAGGAUCCAUCACUUGCAAGACAUAGGCGUACACUGAGGGAUAUAAAUAAAAUUUGUUUUUAAAGUGUGGUGUUAUGAAUUUCACUCGGUUCAUCUGGCCUAGAAUAGGGAUCGGCGACGCCCUCUACUGAAGACGGUAAUGAACUUUUGGGUUCCUUAAAUACAGGGAAAUUUGUUUAAUAACUAACUAAGCCACUGUUUGCUCCUUAAGACUUAAGACUAUCUCUUUUCACUGCAGUUACUUACUUACUUAAUUACUUAGUGAGUCAGUUGUUCAGUUGUUGGCUAGUUAGCUAGAUAGUUAGUCGGUCAGUAGUUAGUAUUUAUAAUCUAUUAAAUGUUCCGUCUAUAAUACUACAAUCAAUAACAUUGAUUUACACUUGAAUCCACACAGUGGUCGUUCUGGGUAUAAAAUAUUAUUAAAAUAUUAAAAUA
Cryptotermes secundus is the source of this 2737-nucleotide messenger RNA. Its product is annotated as myrosinase 1. The transcript is spliced from 12 exons. Gene Ontology annotation, molecular function: beta-glucosidase activity. The record is from RefSeq and is a predicted model, not a curated record. Bases 212 to 1810 code for a protein of 532 amino acids. Lineage: Eukaryota; Metazoa; Arthropoda; Insecta; Blattodea; Kalotermitidae. Gene Ontology annotation, biological process: carbohydrate metabolic process.